AUGCGGGCCAUCAGAGCGGCCGGGGCAGCUGUCGCCCUUUCCGAUGGACGAGUGUUUGUGGCGGGCGGUUUCAACUCACGCGAGUUAACCCCAAAUUCCGACCAGGCCAGUGUGGAGUUCUGCAACCUGCAGUCACACUGGGAGGCAAGCGACGCCGGUGAGUUUUGGCGACCAGCCGCGCCAAUGAUUAACGCCCGCAAUUACUUUGCUAUGGUCUAUUUUAAGGGAAAGGUGAUUGCCGCUGGUGGCGGGCCUGAAGGGAAAGAAGUCGAGGUCUUCACCCCACCGGACGCUGAUCAUCCUCUCGGACAAUGGGCCCUGUCGACACCAAUGUCCACAUUACGCUCAUGUUCAGCCCUUCUCAUCUGUAAUAGUCGAUUAUUUGCAUUUGGAAUUUUCAUAAGUGUCAGAAUCUUUAUGAGUACUCUGAUGUGUUUUACCUAUGACGGAUGUCAAGAUGGAAUGCAGUCGACCGCAGGCGAGAUGAAGCUGUUUGAAGGACGAGACUUGUCUGACCAAAUGCGCUGUUCACGUAAGAUGAACGCAUUGUAUAAAAAGAAACAAAUAGCCUCAGCCCCAAUCCUAUCGACCGCCAUGUGA
Dibothriocephalus latus is the source of this 600-nucleotide messenger RNA. NCBI's taxonomy places the organism in Eukaryota, Metazoa, Platyhelminthes, Cestoda, Diphyllobothriidea, Diphyllobothriidae. The record is from the annotation of a GenBank genome assembly.